Messenger RNA from Pollicipes pollicipes, 360 nucleotides. Its product is annotated as E3 ubiquitin-protein ligase LRSAM1. Lineage: Eukaryota; Metazoa; Arthropoda; Thecostraca; Pollicipedomorpha; Pollicipedidae. Gene Ontology annotation, molecular function: protein binding. The record is from RefSeq and is a predicted model, not a curated record. The transcript is spliced from 5 exons. Bases 13 to 360 code for a protein of 115 amino acids.
CGGCUGGCCGAGAUGGACGAGCAGCGGCGCGGCGAGGUGCAGCACUACUGGCUCGUCCAAUAUCAGCGGCUUCUGGACAGCAAACCUGAGCGGGUCAGGCAGCUGGAGGAGACGCUGGAUGAUAAGGUGAAGGAGCUGCUGCAGAGCGCCGGCGCCGAGGACUACCUCACCAUGUUCGCCACCAGCGGUGUCCAGUACAAGAUGCUGCUGUAUAUGGACGACGCUGAACUGAUCGAGCUGGGAGUCAGUGACCUGUCGACGCGAGCAGCCAUCCUGCGCCAGACGGCGCUGGCCAGGGACGAAGACGAGCUGAAGCCUCGCGCGCCGUCCGCGCCGCCGGCCGAGACGCCGCCUGCGUGA